GCUGAUUUGUAUUUUGUAUUAUAAAAUGUCAUAUUAAGGCUUUGAACGGAAAAGAUCGUUAAUGUACUUCCAAUAACAUGCUUCCAAAGUAAAGCAUUUUUAAAUAAGGAUUUAGCAGCUUCAGCACUUGACGCAAUUAUCUAGCUCUUUAUGCUAACUCACAAUCAUAAUUUUCAACGCCAUCUUUGAGUCCGAUCGAUCACUGAACUAAACCCUCUCGUACACUUUUCUAUUUCUCUGUCCCACUGUCUCUGGGUGUGUGUUUCGGCUGUUUAUGAUUCCUCCAUAUACAUAUACCAUGUAUCCCCUUCUUAUCGUUGCGCUACUUCUCAUCAUAGUCAUCAAAUUUGUAUACUCAAUCAUCUGGGUCCCACUGAAAAUCCAAAAGCAUUUUCGGAAACAAGGUAUACGAGGUCCUGAAUACCGUCCGAUCUUUGGAAACACGGCGGAGAUCCAGCGUAUGUAUGCAGAAGCUCAGUCAAAGCUAUAUCCGUUUCACAAUGAUACCCUCCGAUACGCGUGUCCAUUUUACUACAAUUGGUCCCGUAUGUACGGGAAGAAUUUCUUGUACUGGUUUGGAUCGAAACCCAGAUUAGCGAUCGCCGACCCGGAAUUGAUUAAAGAGGUCCUUGUGACUACGACUGGGUCGGUCCGAAAGAUCCCCUUCACCCCUUUAACGAAGCAACUCUUUGGACAGGGACUUCCUGGGUUGGAGGGCGACAAAUGGGCUUUACACAGGAGGAUCGCAAGCCAGGCCUUCAAUAUGGAGCGAGUCAAGGGUUGGGUGCCAGACAUAGUGGCAAGUAUUAUGAAGAUGGUAGAGAAGUGGGAGAAUAUAAGAGAAGGGAGGGAUGAAUUUGAGAUGGACAUGCACAAAGAACUUCAUGAAGUCUCAGCAGACAUUAUAUCCAGAACAGCCUUUGGAAGUAGUUUCGAGGAGGGGAAGCGUAUUUUCAAAUUACAAGAAGCUCAAAUGCGUUUUUUCACUCAAGGAACUAGAAGUGUCUACAUUCCUGGAUACAGGUUUUUGCCUACCAAAGACAACAGAGAGAGCUGGAGACUAGAGAAGGAAACUCGCGAAUCGGUGAGGAGGUUGAUCAUGACAAAUAACAAAGCAAGAGAAAAUUCAAGAAAUCUACUUACACUAUUGGUCUCCCCCGUUAAAACUCAAGAUGGAGUGGAAGAGAAACUAGAUGUGGAGGAAGUCAUAGAUGAAUGCAAGAGCUUCUACUUUGCAGGAAAGGAAACUACCGCUAAUGUUAUGACUUGGGCUCUUCUCCUUCUAGCACAUAAUCAGAAAUGGCAAAGCAAAGCUCGGGAUGAAGUUGUUCGCGUAUGUGGAAACAAAGGGAUUCCAUCUGCAGAUAAUUUGAGUGACCUCAAGAUUGUUACCCAAAUAAUCAAUGAAACACUUAGACUCUAUGCCCCUACUACAAUGCUGAUGAGAGAGACAUCUAAAAGGAUCAAGCUGAAGAACCUAGACAUUCCUGCCAACACACAGUUCUUUUUGGCUUUGACUGCUGUCCAGCAUGACACUGAGAAAUGGGGAGAAGAUGCUAAUGAGUUCAAUCCUUCGAGGUUCACCGAAGCUCGAAGGCAUCUAGCUUCAUUCUUUCCAUUUGGAUUGGGUGGUAGGGUCUGCCCGGGUCAAAAUCUAGCCAUGAUUGAGGGGAAAAUACUCUUAGCUAUGAUUAUCAGCCGCUAUUCUCUCGAAGUGUCGCCAACUUAUGUUCAUGCCCCAAUGUUGGUUGUAACUUUGCAGCCUCAAUAUGGUGCUCAAAUCAUCUUGAGGAGGAUCUUAUACUGAGGAUGUAGAGGUUCUGUUUGAUGCCUUUUAUUGUUCGGUUUAUCAAUGAGCUUAACUUGGCAGUUGGCAGAUUGAAGCUUUUUUUUUUUUUUUUUAACCUUCAAUGGUUUGUCAAUAAGUCUUUAAUUUUUCAAGAAUGUACAUGGAUUGCUUGUCUAGUUUAAAUCUUACCAUUACAGGGACUAAUUCUAGAAAACAGACAAUUUUUAAGGUCUAAAGGGUGAUCAUUUAUAAAUAUUUAGUGCCUGAAAGUGUUUUACUUCUUAAUGUGGAAU
Messenger RNA from Ziziphus jujuba (common jujube), 2082 nucleotides. Its product is annotated as cytochrome P450 734A1. The coding region runs from base 275 to 1807 and encodes 510 amino acids. Lineage: Eukaryota; Viridiplantae; Streptophyta; Magnoliopsida; Rosales; Rhamnaceae. The record is from RefSeq and is a predicted model, not a curated record. The transcript is spliced from 4 exons. Gene Ontology annotation, molecular function: iron ion binding; oxidoreductase activity, acting on paired donors, with incorporation or reduction of molecular oxygen; monooxygenase activity.